This is a messenger RNA of Cuscuta campestris, 3400 nucleotides long. The record is from the annotation of a GenBank genome assembly. NCBI's taxonomy places the organism in Eukaryota, Viridiplantae, Streptophyta, Magnoliopsida, Solanales, Convolvulaceae.
CCCACACUUGAUGCAAGAGUAGAUGAUUCAGAUUCGGUUAAACUUUCAAAUCUGACUAGAGAAAAUUCCAAAUAUGGUACUAAAACAAUGAGAGAGCUCGCGAGUCUAGGAAAGCGAUAUCAAUGGCUUCCAUGAAGGUAACAAUGGCGUCUAAGAAAGGUGAAAGCGAAGACAGCGAUUUUGUGACGAGGGAAUCCGAUGAUAUGCUUCUGACAAUGCCUAACGGACUCGUCUAUAAACGCCUAUGUAAGCCGAAUCUACUGGAUACAAAAACUGAAGCUAAAAUCAAUUCAUACUGCAAUGUUGGUAAUGGGGUUAAGAAGUUGAAAGAAAUGCUUUCAAAAGACGAACUAAGUGAAUUUCAAAAGACUGCCUUUGGAUAUUGGUUAGACAUUGGAGAAUUGAAAUAUGUUAAUGGCCAACUUAUGAUUCUUCUCACACUCAAUCAUGUAGAGACGAUGGACAGACUGCACGCCUCUGAAGAAAUUUCAUUUUCCAUUUGUGGCAGACUGAUCAAAUUCACAAAGAAAGACUUCCAAGAGGUGAGUGGUUUUAGGUUUGGGAGCAGCAGUGAAAAAAUGGAGAAUUAUACCGAACCAAGUGACAUAAGUAAAAGAUACUUCAAUGGUCAAAUGAAUGUGACAAGAGAGGAUGUGAAGAUUGAAUUUGAGAGAGUCAAGAAAAAUAAAAAUAGAGAAGCUUUAGAUGCAGUGAAGUUGGGACUCCUAUUAAUGUUAGGGACCUGUAUAAUUGGUAACCAGCCAAGUAUUAAACUCCCUGGACUAGAUCUCCACUUGGUCGAUGAUUUAUCCAAGUUUAAUGAGUAUCCAUGGGGAGAAGAUGUGUGGAAAGAUCUGGUAGAGAAUGUUCGGAAAUGCUGUUGUAUUAUGAAUACAAGCAAGAAACCAAGGUUCAAUUUCCCUGGAUUCCAUUUCGCUUUACAGAUAUGGGCAUAUGAAACAUUUCCAGCACUAAUACAAGAGAAGGAAUGUAUACUGGACGAAGGAAAGAAGACAUCAUGGCCAAGGGCAUUGAGAUGGUCAGCGGACGGGAGGACAACCAAAGAGUUGUUGGAGAAGAAAAUAUUCAAAAAUGAAAAGUUUGAGUGGACAGAGAUGGUAAUAUCUGAUGAAGGAAAAGUCAUUCUCAAAAAAGCCAGGAACCGCCUAUCUCUUCGGAUACUAAAGAUGACAACUCCAGAAACAGCUGUUGUGAGUGAACAUGGGGAUGCUUUACAUGCUACACCAAACACCAGAAAGAGGAAAAGCGUCGAGCAAUGCAUCCAAAAAGGGAAAAGCCCCGAGAAGACAAAAAUGAAUCUUAAAAAGACAUCCAAAACACACAGUCCUCAAAUCAUUUUAGAGAAGAAUGGUGCCAGAGAUGAGAAAUGUAAGAAUGAAACAUUGAACAAAAUAAAAUCUUUGGAGAAAAUGGUGAAGAGUAUAGCAGCUAACAUGGCAAAGAACAAUAGAAAAGUGUUAAGUGAGAUACAAGAGUUGAGAAAGGAAAACCAGAAACAAUGGGGAUUGGUUGAGGAAUGCCUGAAAAAUGCUGGCAUUUUGGGGAAAACACAGAGUCAAAAUUUGGAACAAGAUAAGACUGGAGACUGUGUAAAGGAGAAGGGAGAAGACAUGGACAUUCAUUGGAUGAAUGGGUUGUUGACUGAGGCAAACACUGAUCACAAUUUCCAGAAAGGCAUUGACAAUAAAGUCAUUGACCAGCAGGUGAUGGAAGAUGGUUUGGAGGAAGGCCAAAAAAUGGAGAGUAUCAUUGACAAUGUGGAAACAGCAUCACAGCAUCACAAAAUGGAGAUCCCCACUGAUAUUCCCACUGAACCACCACAAAUCGUCAAUGAUAUUCCCAAUGAACCACCACAAAUGCCCAAUGUUGUUCCCAUUGAACCACGCCAAGUCCUCACUGAUAUUCCAACUAAACAACCACAAAUCCUCAAUGAUAUUCCCACUGAACCACAACAAGUCCUCAAUGAUGAUCCCAGUGAUGGUAUAGAUGUUGAACCACCGCUCAAUGUUGGUCAACUUGAGGACAUUCAGGAUGAACAAGCAGAAGGCCCUGAUGCUGAAGAACAACACAUUAAGGAUAUUGCCAUUGACCAACCAGAAGACACUACAAGGCAGAAGAGGGUUGUCAAAUGCCCAGAUAAGUUUACUCAUUCUGACAAAAAAUUAAAGACAAGAAAGGCAAAGAGCAGACAAGGACCACAGACAUCUAAACAGAAAGCCACAGAUGGUGGUGAUGGCAAUUCGCAACCCAACAAUGUGGAGGCCGAAGCUGGCAUGGCAGAAAGUCAUCCCGAAGGGCUUAAAUUAGCAUUAACUGCUGAGAAUGUGGAGUUGUUUUUAGCACAAGGUCUGCUAAGCAAGAAGAAAAAAGCAAAUGGCACAAAGUACACAAGCCAGGAAAAUGCUUUAAACCCUGACGAAUUUCGGCCACUGUGGGGGCAUGACGAAACAAUGACAAAAACAUGGUACUAUGGAUUUUUCUACCCUGAUGAGUGGAUGAAUGAUGUGCAUGUAACUGUAGCCUUGAAAUUCAUGGUCAUGAAAGCACAAGAAUAUGGAUUGACACAGCCAUUUGCAGUAACAGACAGCCUAUUUGUCAGUCUAUUGAAGAGAGAAUAUGACAACUAUUUGGGGAAAAGGAAAACCAUUGCUGAAGCAGCAUUCAACACUUCAAUACUGAAACCAAUUGUAGGGGCUGUGCCAGAAUUGGGAGGACGCUGGGCAGAAUGUGAUUACGUUUACAUGCCAAUCAACACUGGAAACCAUUGGAUACUGGCUGUGCUUGACAUAUCAAAUAAAUGCAUCAGGCUGUAUGAUUCUAACAGCAAGGGGAAGACCAGUCGCCACACAAAACCAUACCUUCCAUGUCUACAGAUCUUACUGCCAAAGGUGAUGGACAAACUGGAAGUGUACAAGGAGCGGAAAAUGCCUGAGAUGGGAGAUGAUGUGCUAGGCAUUGUGAACGUAAAUGAUUGCCCACAACAACAGGACGCGGUGAGCUGUGGCAUAUUCGUUGUAAAGAUGGUUGAGCAUCUAAUCAUGGGGAUGGAAGUGGAUGAAGUGGAUGUUGCAGGCAUUGGGACUUUCAGGAAAAAAUUUGCAACAGAAGUGUUGUUAUAUGCAAACAAGAGGGCUAACCGGGCUGACCAGGAGGGCUGAGCAUUGCCAUGGGAUAUGUAACCAAGUUUAAAAAACUUUUAUGUUUAAGUAUGCUGUUGUAGUAGUUGCACUAUGGGUUUUAAGUGCAGUAUCAGUACUUUUCCUAUUAUUAGUAAUAUGGGUUGUAAGUGCACUAUCAAUGCUUUUUAGACAGAAUCUUGUAAUAUGGUUGGUGAUUGAAGUAAUCACAUUACUUUUUUGGAUAAAAUUGGGGCACAGUA